Molecule: messenger RNA, 1617 nt
Organism: Durotheca rogersii
Lineage: Eukaryota; Fungi; Ascomycota; Sordariomycetes; Xylariales; Xylariaceae
Product: saponin hydrolase precursor
Exons: 5
Coding region: 1-1617 (538 amino acids)
Source: RefSeq, a predicted model, not a curated record
AUGUACGUGUCGGACAUACUCAUAGCUCUGCUACAGACGGCGAAAGUAGCUUCUUCGUCGGCUGCUCCUAUCAUCCCGCCGCCUCCCCAGCCAGAGCCAAUCGAUGUCACAGAGCUACCGCUUCCUCCUGUCUCUGGCGACUCAGAGGGGUCGUGCACUCCCGGGAUCAACCCCCUGAGGACGGGCUGCAUCUUCUUUCUACCCGACGACAAUCAUGUCAUCGCUCGCGUUAGGUACGCCGGCGCACCAGCUGUACCCGAUCCGGCUAGCAUCUACAGCGGUGACCAGAUAAUACUCACCAAGACCGACGGGACCUCCUUUCCGGAUGGCAGCUCGUUCAAGUGUAUUACUUGCGGAGUACCCGAGAGCAAUACCAAAGGGCGGACGGAGGGGCUGGACUACCCCCAGGCGUUUCGCGACGGAAAACGUAUACUUGCCGGCACCAACGUAAUCGACUGCGGCGAGUUCGACCUAGCUAGCGACAACUGCACUCCCAAGUCGACACAUGUCUAUGCUAUCCGGUGGAAUACUGCCACCGACGGGGCUGGUGAGGGCGGGCCGCUGCGCGAAUUACACCAACAUGCGUACGUCGGCCGGUUCGUGUUCGACCCUUCACUAACCACCAGUCUGCCGUUGGCUCCCCGAUACGACUUGACGAACGUGAGCAUACUAUUUGCCGAUAGCGAUCGACAUGUCCCCCUCCUCAAAGCUAUUACUGUGGGCGAGUUCUGGGGGUUCAGCGGCACCGGUAAAGAGGCUACCUACGUCGGGUACCCGCGGGAGUCGUCGAGCAUCGACGUCUUUGCCGUCGACUUGGUUACGGGUGACAUCCGUCGCUUAACGAGUCAUCCCGAGUACUGCGACCCAAUCGACAUUUCCGCGGACGACGAAUGGAUUGCCAUUAUGGACAUGCGAGGCACCAACCGGCAGAUGUUCCUCGCGGGGAUGCGGGACGUGCCUCCGAUUACAGAUCUGCUCACGGCAACCGUGACAUCCUCGACGCGCAACGACGGCGAUCGCCGGUUCUUCCAGCCGUACCUCCUCGACCGGCAUGGGGACCGCGGCGAUUACUACGGCCAGCAGAUGAACGCGGCCGGCGACGGGAGCCCCGGCAGCGUCAACGACCCGAUGUGGAACGGCACGGCCGACCCGAAGUUCUCCUUCGACACCACACGCCUGGUGUACCGGCAGUCGCUCGUUAUCGCACCGGCCUGCGGGGGUAAUAACUCUCUCCCCUGCCCCGACUCGACUGAGCCGGGCGGCCGGACGCAGCGAGCGAUGAUCGCCCGCUUCACCUCCCGUCGGCUAAAAGCCCUCGAGCCAGUAGUGCCACUGAGCGACGUGACUCCCUGGGGCACGCCUUACGAGCCGGGAUACGUGCCCUCUCCGAGAUUACUGAUCCCUGGCGGGAGUUAUACGCUACGGGUAGCCGUGGCCGGAUCUGCGCGGGUAGACGUCGCCCUUAACGGGGACGGCACGGUGGUGCACUCGAUCGCGGUGACAUACGAUGGAUUUACCGACGACGGCGUAACUUUCCUGAACGGAGCGGAGAACGUUACGGUGGGCAGCCCGGUCCCGACGUUGAGCGAGCUUACCUGGUUCUCCGACCUCGCGUAG